AUGACUCAUCAGGAAGAUCAGGUGCCUUUCCCGUCCAUUGAUGUAAUCCUUAAAGCACAAAUGUGUUGAGAAAUACCCAAACUUCCCACGGCUCCUGAAGGUAGCAACUGUGGUCUCCUAAUUGGAGUCAGAUUGUGGCGCGAGCCCAUAGCUCGAGCCGCGAGGAGGGGCUUCAAACUUCUGCUUCCCGACCAGAGACGAGUCGCCUUCCUUCCUCCCAGAUGGACGACUGGAGACAUGUUUGUGGGGAGUUCGCGAACUUCUAUGUGAGGAUGGAGUCAUCGUGUUUGGACCUUGCUCUGGAAGGCGAGCGCCUCUGUAAAGCAGGUGACUAUCGCGCAGGUGUGUCCUUCUUUGAGUCUGCCAUACAGGUAGGAACCGAAGACCUUCAGAUUCUCAGCGCCAUCUACAGCCAACUAGGAAAUGCCUACUUUCAUCUUCAAGAGUACAAUAAAGCCCUGGAGUACCAUCGACAUGACCUCACACUGACCAGAACAAUUGGAGAUGAACUUGGAGAAGCUAAGGCCAGCGGUAACCUCGGCAACACAUUAAAGCUUUUAGGGCGUUACGAUGAAGCGGUGGUUUGUUGCCAAAGACAUUUGGAAAUCACAAGAGCCGUCUACGAUAAGGUUGGGCAGGCUCGAGCUCUGUAUAAUUUCGGAAACGUUUACCAUGCCAAGGCUAAGAGCAUCUGCUGGAGUGGAUGUGAGCCAGCCGAGUUUCCAGAGGAGGCCAGGAUCGCCCUCAGGAAAGCUGCACAGUACUACGAAGCAAACCUGCGCCUUGUGAAGGAGCUGGGUGACUGCGCCGCUCAGGGUCGAACCUACGGGAAUCUCGGUAACACGUAUUAUCUCCUGGGUGACUUUGAAAUGUCAGCAGCCGCACAUGAAAAGCGGCUUCUUAUUGCUAAAGAAUUUGGAGACAAAUCUGCAGAGCGAAGAGCCCACUGCAACCUGGGCAAUGCGCACAUUUUCCUUGGCCAGUUUGAAGUGGCGGCUGGGCACUACAAGAAGACUCUGCAGCUGGCCAGGCUUUUGAAGGAUAAAGCAGUGGAGGCUCAGGCCUGUUACAGUCUGGGAAACACCUACACACUCCUGCAGGACUACGAGAGAGCCAUAGACUAUCACCUCAAACAUCUGGUCAUUGCUCGGGACCUCAACGACCGAGUGGGUGAAGGAAGAGCCUACUGGAGCUUAGGAAAUGCCCACACCGCCCUGGGGAAUCACGAGCAGGCCAUGUACUUUGCUGAAAAACAUCUGGAAAUUGCCAAAGAGACUGGAGACAAAGGUGGCGAGGUGACUGCCAGAAUGAACUUGUCGGACCUGCGGCUGGUUGUAAACCUCAAAUCAAGCUCCAGCAAACAUCAAAUCUUCCGUAACAACAACUCUAACUGCUCCGCUGAGGCAGAAAACGGCCAAGGUUACUUCAAUCUGCUUGGGGCCAAGUCGUCUUUAAGGAGAAACGGAAGUGCAGAAAACCAGGAACAGAGUCAAAGCGCUGACCGGCCCCAGAAAGAAGACCCGUCGCCACAUGAGGAAUGGGAGGAUCAUUUAUUUCCUGGGUCAUCCAAAAACAACACGAUCAAAGCCUCCACUAAGCUUUUCCUUUUCCAUCGGCUGAAAAGCAAGAAGAAGAACACGAAACCUAAAGAUCAGGAGGAAAACCACAGCGAGAACACGAACUCGGAGCAGAAUUCACCAAUGUCUCCAAAGUCCAGACCACAGGACGCGAUCGGAGAGGACAGCUUUUUCGACCUCCUGUCUCGGUUUCAGGGAAGCAGAAUGGACGACCAAAGGUGUACACUGGAUGUCCUGAGCCACCCCUCCGCCCACCCCUCUCCCUCCUCUACCUUACCUGUAGCUGAAGGGAAAUCUACAUCAGAGGGAAAAGCACCAUCACAGGAUCCUGGACAUUUCCUGGAGCUGCUGGCCAGCUCCCAGGCCCGUCGUCUAGACGACCAACGAGCCAGCCUCAGCCAAUUUCCUGGCUUACGUCUCAGCACCUGCAGCCCGCCUCAUACACCCUCCACCUCCAGCACAGACCCAGCCCCGACACAAGUGAUCCCCGCGGCAAGCACCAGUCACACACCCUCCCUGUACAACCACCUCGAGAACGCUGCUGAGCCGGCCGAGGCAGACGUCUUCUUCGACAUGCUAGUGAAGUGCCAGGGCUCCAGAUUGAAUGACCAGAGAUGUGCCGCUCCCUCUUCAACGUCCAAGGGACCAACGGUACCCAGUGAGGAUUUUUUUAGUCUCAUCCUGCGUUCCCAGUCCAACAGGAUGGAGGAGCAGCGGGUUUCACCUCCCUCUGGUGAUCCCCAAACCAAACCAGGCUGAUGUGAAGAAGAGCUGAGCACAAAUGAAGUAGCCAAGAUGGAUUUUUUUUACUAACACUUUUGCUUUUGUAACCCAUAACAUGACUGACCUCUUGCCUUUUGGAUUGUCCUGAAGACGAGGAUAUCCAGAUUGCAGAUGAAAUAAAACUGAUAUGUGAUGUUCAGGAUUGUUGGACUUUUAGGUCAAAUGAACUAUUUUUUAAAAGAUUUAUUUUUUAGGCUUGCAUCAAGUCACUUGUACAAAGGUGCAUUGUUACAGACUAAAUCUGUAUUCCCACAUUGUUAAAUAUUACUCUGGUUAAGAACCUGAUGUUUCACUGUAAAACUGACUGGAGUAAUGCAGGGUGACUUAUUUUAAUCUGAGAUCUUUUGGCUGUAACUUAUCAGAGUUUCGUGUAAUCUCAUCUGCAGAAGUAAAGAGGCUAAUGCUUCAGUUACUCUGCUGAGUAUCAGCAUCCAGAGAUUCAGACUAUCGCUUCUAAAGGUUUAUGGGAUAUUUCUGCGUGGUAACCUGCUUGUACAGAGGUUUGCCUCGUGUGUGUGUGGGUGUGUGUGUGCGUGCGUGCGGGGGUGUUAAAAAUAACUAUUUGGCCUUUGUACUGAUGACUUCCCCAGACAAUGGAGAAAUAAAAUCUCAUUUAAUUUA
Molecule: messenger RNA, 2981 nt
Organism: Nothobranchius furzeri (turquoise killifish)
Lineage: Eukaryota; Metazoa; Chordata; Actinopteri; Cyprinodontiformes; Nothobranchiidae
Product: G-protein-signaling modulator 2
Biological process (GO): establishment of mitotic spindle orientation
Cellular component (GO): cell cortex
Molecular function (GO): GDP-dissociation inhibitor activity; G-protein alpha-subunit binding
Source: RefSeq, a predicted model, not a curated record